ACACUCUCCAUACUUGCAACACACUCACUCUGCUGCAUAACGUGAAUACGUUAAUCACGUGAUCUUCUCCCCCCAUACCUCCACCCCCCCCCCUUUCUCUCUCUACCUUUCUCUCUCUACCCCUCAUCUGCACUUGAUCCAAUUAACAACACCAGUACACUUUUCAACAGCUAAAUCUUUAACAAACCCCAUUAUUUCACUUCGUCAGCAGUAAUUCAAGGUGGGUGUGGAUCAAGUUUCAAUCUUUUCCGAAGAAUCUUCCGAUAAUGAAGGCUAAAUCGCAAAUCUUGAAUCCCCCUCUUGUCGCUUUUGAACAUAAAAGAGACACGUACGGUUUUGCAGUGAGACCUCAACAUGUACAGAGAUACCGUGAAUACGCAACUAUCUACAAGGAGGAAGAGGAAGAACGGUCAGAUAGGUGGAAGGACUUUCUAGAACGCCCGUCAGAGUUCGUUCAGUUGCCCGUAAAUGGCACGCCUUCCGAGGAACACAAGGCAGCUUCACCUGACGGUGACUCCGAGAAGGGUCAGGAAGGAGACGAUUCAAAAGAACCUGAAGCGCAAACGACGACUCAUCAGGCCCAAAUAUGGGCUCAGAUUCGGCCAUCACUACGAGCCAUUGAGGAUAUGAUGAAUGCCCGUGUUAAGAAAAAGAUUAUUGCGACGAAAAUAGAGCAAGAUGUUGGAGCCGAAGAGGAUUCCGAGGAUGAGUUUUAUGAUAUGGAAAGGUCGGAAUCAGAUCCGAUUCCCGAGGUCCCGUCAAGUGUUGGUGUCGGUGUUACAACUCCAGGUGCCGAUAGCAAUCCCGAUGUCUCAUUGGAAUCUUCGGUUCUUUGGAAACAGGAGUUGGAGUUUCUUGUUCAAGGGGGAGUGCCAAUGGCUCUCAGGGGAGAGCUUUGGCAAGCUUUUGUCGGUGUGAAAGCUCGACACAUCAAGAAUUAUUAUCAGAAUCUUCUACUUCCUAAUAGUAACAACGAUGACCAUCAAAAAUCAGAAGUCGAAGAAGCAAAUAACAAGUCAACGGUUGACUCUGUAGAUGUACCUGAAAAAUGGAAAUUGCAGAUUGAGAAGGAUUUGCCUAGGACUUUUCCCGGUCAUCCUGCUCUGGACGAGGGUGGUAGAAACGCUUUGAGACGUUUACUCACGGCAUACGCUCGCCAUAACCCGUCUGUCGGUUACUGCCAAGCCAUGAAUUUCUUCGCGGGUUUAUUAUUGCUUCUAAUGCCAGAAGAAAAUGCCUUUUGGGCCUUAUUGGGUAUUCUCGAUGAUUACUUUGAGGGCUAUUAUUCGGAGGAAAUGAUAGAGUCUCAGGUUGAUCAACUUGUUUUCGAGGAGUUGGUGCGUGAAAGAUUUCCUAAAUUAGUUAACCAUCUUGACUAUCUCGGAGUCCAGAUAGCCUGGGUUUCCGGACCAUGGUUCCUUUCGAUAUUUAUGAAUAUGCUUCCUUGGGAAAGUGUUCUUCGUGUCUGGGAUGUAUUGCUAUUUCAAGGGAAUCGUGUCAUGCUCUUUCGAACGGCGCUUGCUCUAAUGGAGUUAUAUGGACCUGCAUUAGUGACAACAAAAGACGCCGGAGAUGCGGUUACACUGCUGCAGUCACUAGCUGGAUCAACGUUCGAUAGUAGUCAACUUGUGUUGACCGCGUGCAUGGGUUAUCAAAACGUCAACGAGGAGAGACUACAAGCGUUAAGAAACAAACAUCGACCGGCUGUCGAAGCCGCUCUUGAAGAAAGAUCGAAAGGACUAAAUAUGUGGCGGGAUUCCCAAGGUUUGGCAUCGAAAUUCCAUGGCUUCAAAGAAAAUAAAAUAACGAAUGGCGGAUUAUCGCGAAUGAGUUCCGAAUCUUCUAGUGUGGAUGAGUUGUGCUUGGGUGUGUCGGGGGACGUCGAGGUUAAUUCUGUUCCUGAUCUUCAAGAGCAGGUGGCACGGCUGAAGAGUGAGCUGUGUAAAGUACUAGAGGAGAAGAGAUCUGCUAUAAUCAGAGCUGAAGAGUUGGAAACUGCCUUAAUGGAGAUGGUCAAGCAGGAUAAUCGUCGGGAAUUAAGUGCAAAGGUUGAGCAAUUAGAAAGAGACGUUGCUGAACUACAACAGACCCUUGCCGAAAAACAGGAACAAGAAAACGCCAUGCUUCAGGUUUUGAUGCGGGUAGAGCAAGAACAAAAGGUAACAGAAGAUGCUCGCAGAUACGCCGAGCAGGAUGCUGCAGCUCAGAGAUACGCCAUUGAAGUGCUUCAGGAAAAAUACGAAACGGCAACCGCUUCACUUGCUGAAAUGGAGAAGAGAGUGGUUAUGGCGGAAUCAAUGUUGGAGGCAACGUUGCAAUACCAAUCUGGCCAAACCAAAGCACAGCCUUCUCCAAGAUCUACAAAAUCAGAUUCUUCAGCAAUAAGAACAAGUCAAGAACUUUCACCUGAAAUACCCGCAAGAAAGAUUAGUCUGUUAUCUAGACCAUUUGGGCUCGGGUGGCGUGACAAGAACAAGGCGGAUGCAAAGGUUACAAGUGAGGAACAAAGCCCAAAACCUGUGGAAAAACUUUCGGAGAAACCAACGAAAGAGCGGGCCAAUGUUGAGGUAAUCGAUGAUGAACGAAAUGCGAAAGAUGAGGAAAAUGUUGAUCAAAUGGAGAAUGUGUCAUUGGAUGAUGAUGGUAAGUAGAGGAAAAUGUAUCUAAAAGUUGAGGAAAUAUUGGUUUUGAGAGAAGCAUAGAUGAGUAGUAUUUUUGUUUUCUUUGAUACAGUUUCUAUAACUUAUAUAUAUAGCUCAUUAGUCAUUUGUUUGUUUAGUUAUUCAUAAAACCCUAGUUUGUUUGAAAGAAAAUGUAAAAAGAAAUUUGGUAAUUAUGGUAUUUAUAUUUUUGCUAA
Molecule: messenger RNA, 2857 nt
Organism: Helianthus annuus (common sunflower)
Lineage: Eukaryota; Viridiplantae; Streptophyta; Magnoliopsida; Asterales; Asteraceae
Product: TBC1 domain family member 10B
Exons: 18
Coding region: 267-2651 (794 amino acids)
Source: RefSeq, a predicted model, not a curated record